GUCUUUGUUCGAUUCCGCAUUUGCAAAAAAAAAAAAUGACAGUGACGGACGUUGCCGCGACUGCCGUGCUGUACCCCCUGUUCUUGGUGUUUGGCGUGCUCCAGUUUAUUGUUGCACUCGUCAUCAACACGCCCGCACUCGUCGCAUGGGCUCUGUCUGGCAAAGCCAAGCGCAGGUUCCUCGAGUCGCUGUGGGGCGCCGUGCACAAGCAGCCGUUGGGCAGGGAGCUGAUUUCCACGCUGAUGGGCAUCCUCUCGACGUACACUGGCUCCGUGUCGCCGUUCAUUGCUCAAGUGGACGCCACAGAGACGCUCGUCCAGCUGACCGAGCGCCCGUGGCUCCGCAACCCGUUCACCAGCAUCCACGCGCUGGCAAUCGCGAACGCCGCCGAGCUCGCGAGCGGCCUGCUCGCCACCCGCGCCACCGAGCACUUUGGCGGCCGCGUCAUUGUCACCAACAUUAGCGUUGCCUACGAUCGCAAGGCGCGCGGCGUCAUCUCGUGCCACGCGCAGCUCACCCCCGAGCAAGUACGCCAGGUCGAAUCGAUGGCGUCCAGCGCCCAGGCCGGCAAGCCGGUCGACGAGUCGCUCGUCAUCCAAGUCAAUGUCCUCGACUCCAAGAAGGAGAUUGUCUCUCGCCUCCAAGCGACCUGGGUUGUUCGUGUUUCCGGUGGAAAGCGCGCUUGAGCAAUACAGUGCCAUACGAUCGUUCGUUUCUUUCUCUAUCGUUCUAUCUCUCUGUCUCUCUCGGCUAUGGUUCCAGUCGCGUUCCUAUGAGGCUCGACUCGAAUUGCAUUUACACUACAUUACAUUACAUUUGUCGUCG
This is a messenger RNA of Capsaspora owczarzaki ATCC 30864, 825 nucleotides long. RefSeq lists its product as hypothetical. Bases 36 to 686 code for a protein of 216 amino acids. The transcript is spliced from 2 exons. The record is from RefSeq and is a predicted model, not a curated record. NCBI's taxonomy places the organism in Eukaryota, Filasterea, Ministeriida, Capsasporidae.